Emiliania huxleyi CCMP1516 is the source of this 501-nucleotide messenger RNA. RefSeq lists its product as hypothetical. The transcript is spliced from 4 exons. The record is from RefSeq and is a predicted model, not a curated record. Lineage: Eukaryota; Haptophyta; Isochrysidales; Noelaerhabdaceae. The coding region runs from base 1 to 501 and encodes 166 amino acids.
AUGGUUAGCUGCGCCGCCUAUGCGGCUGCCGAAGACAGUCCACACUCAGAGGAGAAGGCGGACGAGGGGGCGCCUCCGCUGCGCGUCGUGCGCGUCGCUCCCGCUUCGGGCGGCAGGCAGCAGCUCACCGAGCGUCCGCGCGUCUCGUACGACUCGGUGCGUUGGAAUGCGGAGCAUAGUGAAGCCGCUUCGGUGACCUUGGACGCCCACUCAAGCCGGGUGGCGUUUUGUGCCGGCGAGCUAGUUUGUGAGGAUCUAGACGCGUUCCCCAGUGGCUGGAGCGACGGGAUCCCGGGCCCAAAAUUCCCCAAGGGGCAAGGCGUCGUGAGCUCCGCCGACUGGAGCGCGGUGCUCGCGCCGUUUGGCGUGAGAAUCGAGACGGACGAGCUGGACGUGAAGCCGGACGUGACGCCCUGGAGCUGGCGCGUUUCCCGGGGCGACCCCGUGGGAGAAAGGACUAAGGCGGCCCUUCGGUUCCUGUCGACAGUUAAGGUAAGGUAA